UUUCACUCUGUCACUCUUCCUCUUCUCUCAGUUCUCUGUAUGUUACCUUCACAAUGCUACUACUCACAGCCCCUCUCUCUUUCCUCCACUCCACAAGGUCUCUCCCUCACGCUAAACCCUCGCCGUCGCCGUCGCCGCCGCGGCCUCUCCCGUUCCUCCACCCGAACUCCCGCCAUCUCCGCCGCCCUAAUUCCAAGGUCGUUCGAGGAGUGAGAUUCGACGGUCCGGUAAUCGAAACCAGCCAAGUGACGGACGCCGGCGACGGCGAUUUAGUCAUCGAGACUUGCCUCACGAGGAAUUUGACUCCGGCGUUGACUCUUCAGCAAGGACUGGAGAGGAUCAAGGAGGCCGUUGAGGAGUUGAAGCUCAAUCCUCCUUCUACUUCUACCGGAAUCCUCCGGUUUCAGGUGGCUGUGCCGCCGUGUGCGAAAGCUUUGAGCUGGUUUUGCUGUCAGCCGGAGCAGUCUGCGGUGUAUCCACUGUUUUUCAUUUCCAAGGAAGCUGAGAAUCUGAGCUAUAAGUCACUCUAUGUGAAUGAAACUCGAGGAGUUUUCGGAAUCGGUGCUUCGAUUUACUUUACACCGUCGAAUUGUUCUUCCAUCAAAAGAAUUAUAUCGAAUGAAUCGGCUAGUGUUAUAGCUUAUGGUUUUAUGGAUAUUAAUUAUGACCUAGAGUCAUCUUGUAUGAAGCAUGAAGCUGGCUCAUAUUACUUUUUUGUUCCUCAGAUUGAAUUACAUGAGCAUGAGGGGUCUUCUAUGUUAGCAGCAACUAUUGGUUGGAGUGAGUCUUCCCUUUGUACAUUUGAGGAAGCUGUUUCCUCGUAUGAGUUAACUUUAAACCAGGUUAUUUGUCACAUUUGUUCCAGAACAAAGAAAUUCCACACCAUGAGUGUAAUAUCUACUCUUAGGAAGCUAAAUCUUCCAGCAGAUAGAAUUGUUUCUAAGGUACACAUGAACAUGCUGUUAGCUGGUGGAAAAAACAUUUUGGCUGACAUCAUGGCACUGAAACAGGCUCCAUCUUCCUCCCAAUUUUGUGUGAGGUUUUCACCUACCACGGCUGUUGCUAAUAAAAUGUUGGAUCAUGCCAGUAAAAUGUGCUUCUCAGUGCAAGAUUGUGGCAACAUCAAUACUGUUUGGGCAUCACUUAUUAUUGAAGAAUGUUCUCGACUUGGAUUGAUGUAUUUUUGUGUAGCUCCUGGAUCAAGAUCAUCCCCUCUUGCUGUUGCUGCAUCCACUCAUCCACUUAUUACAUGUAUUGUAUGUUAUGAUGAGCGCUCACUUGCAUUUCAUGCUGUUGGAUAUGGAAGAGGAUCUGGCAAACCAGCAGUUGUCAUAACAUCAUCUGGCACUGCAGUUUCAAACCUUUUUCCUGCUGUAGUUGAGGCUAGUCAAGAUUUUGUACCCCUUCUAUUGCUUACAGCUGAUCGUCCUACAGAAUUGCAAGAUACUGGAGCAAACCAAGCAAUCAAUCAGGUAAAUCACUUUGGCUCUUUUGUGCGGUUUUUCUUCAGCCUUCCUGCACCCACAGAUCAGAUUUCAGCUCGCAUGGUCCUUACAACUCUUGACUCUGCUGUCCACUGGGCUACCUCCUCACCAUGUGGGCCUGCUCAUAUUAAUUGUGCUUUCAGGGAGCCACUAGAAAAUAGCCCUAGAAAAUGGAUGUUGAGUUGUUUGAAGGGAUUGAACCUUUGGAUGUCUAAUUCUGAACCAUUUACCAAGUAUAUCCAAGUACAACAGGCUCAUGUGAGUAAUGAUGGUUGUGGCGGUAUGUCAGAGAUUCUAAAUUUAAUUAAAGAGUCUAACAAGGGUCUUCUGCUUAUCGGUGCAAUCCAUUCAGAAGAUGAGAUGUGGGCAGCUUUUCUCUUGGCUAAACACCUUCAGUGGCCUGUUACAGCUGACAUCUUAUCGGGAUUACGAUUGAGAAAGUUUUUGACUAGCUUUCCCGAAGUUGACAAUGAUUUGUUGUUCAUUGAUCAUCUUGAUCAUGCCCUACUAUCAGAUUCAGUCAGAAAUGAGAUCAACAUUGAUGUGAUUAUUCAGAUUGGGAGCAGAAUUACAAGCAAGCGUAUUGCUAAGAUGCUAGAGGAUUGCUCUCCCUGCUCCUAUAUCAUGGUUGACAAGCAUCCAUUUCGUCAUGAUCCAUCUCAUAUUGUAACUCAUAGAGUCCACAACAACAUUUUUGAAUUUGCUGAUUAUGUCCUUAAAGCUGAAAUUCCCCAUCUCAGCAAGGAAUGGACCACUUAUCUUCAAAUGUUGAAUGCGACGGUUGAAAGUGAGUUGUCUUUUCAAAUUUGUGCUCAACACUCCCUAACAGAACCUCAAGUCGCAUACCUAAUCUCAGAAGCACUUUCAGCUGAGUCUGCUCUUUUCAUUGGGAACAGUAUGGCAAUACGUGAUGCAGAUAUGUAUGGGCGUGGUUGGUCACAGUGCACGAGUAGUACUGCUGUCACGAAUUCAAAACCAAAUCUAACCUGUCAGAUGAUUCGGGUGGCUGGGAAUAGAGGUGCAAGUGGUAUUGAUGGGUUACUCAGUACAGCUGUUGGCUUUGCUGUAGGAUGCAAUAAGCGAGUAGUUUGCAUUAUUGGAGAUGUUUCCUUCCUCCAUGAUACAAAUGGCUUAGCAAUUGUGAACCAGAGGACAUUGCGGAAACCAAUGACGAUAAUCGUGAUUAACAAUCAUGGUGGUGCAAUAUUCAGCCUACUUCCUCUAGCAGAUAGAGUUGAACCAAGAAUACUAGAUCAAUAUUUCUACACCUCUCACAAUGUUUCAAUCCGUGAGCUGUGUGCGGCACAUGGGGUGAUGCAUCUGCAUACGAAGACAAGGUUGGAUCUUGAAGAUGCGUUACUCGAAUCUCAACAUGGAGGAAUAGAUUGCGUCAUUGAAGUUGAGAGCUGCAUAGAUACCAAUGCCAGCUUUCACAGUACUUUAAGAAAAUUUGCCUGCCAAGCAGCAGAUCAAGUCAUAACGCCUUCUAGUCAAGACCCGAUAGUAGAUGGCAUUUCACUCUGCAGAGUCCAAAGAAUGGAGUACUCACUAUAUAGAAUGUCACUGUGUGCUCCUCAUACUAUGGUAUCUGCUGAUGGCGGUGCCACUAGCUUCUACAGGGAAGGGUUUAUUUUAACUUUGUAUUUCGAAGAUGGAAGCUUUGGGUUUGGCGAGGUUGCACCUCUAGAUAUCUGCAAAGAAAACCUUCUAGAUGUAGAAGAGCAACUGAGGUUUCUCAUCCAUAUGAUGAAAGGAGCUGAUAUCAGCUGCUGCCCUCCUCUACUAAGAGGUUCAUUUUCAUCUUGGAUACAGUCCAAUCUUGGGAUCCUGCCAUGCACGCUCUUUCCUAGUGUGAGAUGUGGUUUGGAAAUGGCAAUUCUCAAUGCCAUAGCAACUAGACAGGGUUCUGAUUUAUUAGGCAUACUAAAUCCCCAGAAAGCUGGAGAUACAUCUGAAUUAGCAUCAACAGUUCAGAUUUGUGCCCUUGUUGAUUCCAAUGGGACACCCGCACAAGUAGCUGAAUCUAUCGCUACACUUGUUGAAGAAGGAUUUACUGCAGUAAAGAUUAAGGUAGCUCGUUGUGGGAGUCCCUUACAGGAUGCUGCAGUUAUACAAGAAGUAAGAAAUAAAGUUGGAUACCAUAUUAAAAUUCGUGCAGACGCAAAUCGUAAAUGGACCUAUGAAGAAGCUAUCCAGUUUGGUUCCCUGGUAAAGGAUUGUGAUCUGCAGUACAUUGAGGAACCUGUUCGUUGUGAAGAAGAUAUUAUCAAGUUUUGCAAAGAAAGUGGGUUGCCUGUAGCACUCGAUGAAACUAUUGACAGUAUUGGAGAACAUCCACUUAUAAAGCUCUCAAAGUACACCCAUUCAGGAAUAGUAGCUGUUGUAAUCAAGCCGAGUGUUGUUGGCGGCUUUGAAAACGCGGCAAUAAUUGCCCAAUGGGCCCAGCAGCACCAGAAACUGGCUGUUGUUAGUGCUGCAUUUGAAAGCAGCCUAGCUUUGUCAGCAUAUAUCCAGUUCUCCUGUUAUCUCGACCAGAAGAAUUCAGAAAAUUGUGCAUUGAUGAACUAUCCAGCAUCCUCAUCCAUAGCCCAUGGCUUAGGAACUUACCGCUGGCUAGAAGAAGAUGUGACAGCUAGGCCUCUCAAGAUAAAUCGUAAUCCACGUAGUGGGUUUGUAGAAGCAUCUGUUGCUGAUGCUGAUCGAGUUUUGCGGCAAUUUCAAUUCAAUGGGAACAUAAUUCAUAAAAGUUUUACUGGAGAGGAUGUUUGCAUAUACCGAUUGCCUUUAGAUUCAAAGGGUAUAUCUUUCUCCAUCAAAGUUUGGGAGAUUGGACAAAGAAAUGAUGAUAAUGUACUCGUCUUUCUUCAUGGGUUUCUUGGUACUGGUGAAGAUUGGAUUGCUAUCAUGAAGGCCUUAUCAGGAUGUGGGAGAUGCAUUUCUAUUGACCUACCUGGCCAUGGUGGAACAAAGAUACAAAAUCAUGCUCUUAAGGAUGUUCUACAGGCUUCAGGUUUGUCUGUUGAGGAUGUUGCUGAUAUUUUAGGUAAAGUUAUUGCGCGUAUAACUCCUCGGAAAGUUACCCUUGUUGGAUAUUCUAUGGGAGCCAGGAUCGCACUUUAUAUGGCCCUGAGGCUUCCUGAAAAAGUUAAGGGAGCUAUUAUCAUAUCUGGCAGCCCUGGAUUAACAGAUGAAGUGGCAAGAAAAAUUCGUAGAGCUGAUGAUGACUCCAGAGCACGCUUCCUUGUUGCAUAUGGUUUAAAGCUUUUUCUAGACACCUGGUACACUGGAGAGCUUUGGAACAGCUUAAGAGAACACCCUCACUUUCAUCAGAUAGUCGCCGACCGCCUGCACCAUGGAGAUGUGCAGAGUCUUGCAAAAGUUCUGUCUUCUUUGAGUGUUGGGAGGCAGGUGCCAUUGUGGGAAGACUUGAAGCACUGCAGAACGCCUCUCUUGCUAAUUGUCGGAGAGAAAGACAAAAAGUUCAAGAAAAUAGCUCAAGAUAUGUCCCUUGUGAUUGGUAGUGCCAAUGGCAAAUUGACUGGAGAUGAUGGCGUACCCAACGACCUUUGUGAGAUUGUUGAGAUCUCAGAUUGUGGCCAUGCUGCGCAUCUGGAAAACCCACUACCAGUAGUCAGGGCAUUAAGGCGAUUUGUGACCAAACUGAACUGAGGUUUGUUUCAAAGCCAACACCCAUUAAGGAUGAUGUGAUCAUUUGUGGCUUAUAAGGUUGUGUGCUGCCAGUUGUUACCGGUUCUAAGUACAAUAUGCUCGUAAAUAAUUGAUUUUAGUUUUUAUUUUCCCCUCUACUAAGAAAGAGCACAGUUAAUAGUCAUAGAUCCUUCUCAACAUAACUGGUUUCUUUUAUUGGUAACAAUUGUGGAUAUCAGUUUCGAUCUAACGUACCCCAGCUAGAAUGAUUCAGGCCGUAAUGCCGUAUGCAUCAGCAUUGGCCAUGAACAUGUUUGGGGCAUCCCUCGACGCAUGAAAUUUCAUUCACAUAAAACGUGGUGGCAAAUCGAAUAUACAUUUGCAUUCACCAGCAACACAUUCAACCUGCCAUUGUGGGAUGCAAUGGAAGCUUUUGCAGUCCUUGAGACUGGAACAUGUUACGUCCGUCGUCACUGGGUGGUAUUUAGAAUCUGCUCCGCACGAGCAGAUACCAUUUCUACAUACAGCAAGGCGUCCAGCUGGAUAGCAUCUAGUGAAUUUGCAGUCUUCGUUUGUACGACAAAAGUUGACCAUGUCCACCGGAGCAGGUUCGGAUUGUUAUUCAACCAGUGAGCGUGAUCUCGCUGCAGAAGAGAAUGGCUUACCUGCAUGAACACAAUAAUCAACAAGUGUUUGGUUAGUGUACUUGAAGUACAGUUCAGGGCUUUCAG
Molecule: messenger RNA, 5863 nt
Organism: Argentina anserina (silverweed cinquefoil)
Lineage: Eukaryota; Viridiplantae; Streptophyta; Magnoliopsida; Rosales; Rosaceae
Product: protein PHYLLO, chloroplastic
Exons: 28
Coding region: 54-5153 (1699 amino acids)
Biological process (GO): amino acid catabolic process; menaquinone biosynthetic process
Molecular function (GO): thiamine pyrophosphate binding; 2-succinyl-5-enolpyruvyl-6-hydroxy-3-cyclohexene-1-carboxylic-acid synthase activity
Source: RefSeq, a predicted model, not a curated record